UCCACGUAAGCGUACACAGACUUGUGUCUCUGAGUAUCAUCCCAGUUUCUCGAAAAAAUAUGAUGUUUUCGCUGACACUCGUUUCAUUUCUUGUACUACAAGCAUAUGCAAGAGAGCACGCAUGGAGUUAUAAAGGCAAUACAGGUCCUGAACACUGGUCAAUGAAUUAUAAACACUGCGCUGGGGAAAGACAGUCGCCGAUAAACAUUGACACAACUAAAGUGAUCAAAAAAGAUCUUGGACCUCUGACAUGGAUAGGUAUGAAAGGCAAACUUAUAGAUGAAUCCAGACCAUCUGCUAUGCAGAUACUUAACAAUGGACAUACAGUUCAAGUGAACCUUAAAGGUGACUACUAUGCAUCAGGAGGUGGCUUACCAAGUGGAUACAAGGCAACGCAGCUUCACUUUCAUUGGGGUGAAGAUAAGAAACGUGGAUCAGAGCAUCAGUUAAAUGGUAAACAGUAUCCCGGAGAGGUGCACCUUGUCGCUUAUGAUUUCAUACGUUUCAAUAGUCUGGAGGAGGCGUUACAGAAUCCCACUGGUGUUGCAGUUUUUGCAACAUUUAUUGAUAUUGGUAAAAAAAAUAAUGAUGGGUACAAUGCAAUUAUAGAUGGGAUGGAUGAAGUGGAAUUCAAUGGUGAAGUUUAUGAUUACCAGAAAACGUUUCCUAUACACCCAUUAAUGUCAAAUAAGAGGAACGUUUUCUACAGAUACGAAGGAUCGCUGACGACUCCUCCAUGCUACGAAAGCGUCUUAUGGACAGUCUUUAAAGAGCCAGUCAGAAUAUCUCAACGACAGAUGCAGUUCUUCCGUGAAAUGCUGCUUAACAGGCCAGAUGAAUAUAUUACAGACCCGUCACAGAACGACACUUUACUACUGGAGGAACUUGAAAAGAUGAAUGAAACCAUCCAAGUAGAGAAACGCAGUGCUGAUAACGACACUUACGUCCCUGAACCUGAAGUUGAUGACGGUGAAGAUGGCAAAGAAAUGAUACUUCGUCAAUUGAUCAAUAACUUCAGACCAGUCCAGAAACUCAAUGGCCGCUCUGUCACCGCCAGUGAGCCAUCAGCCAUGGGGCUAUCCACUUCUGAUGAGACUUCUUCUGAAGAUAGCGGUACUUAUCUAGCGCCCUCUAUGGUCAUAAGUUUUAUGAUGUUACUUAGUUCUAUAAUAUUGAGCUGAGCUGAAACUUCUUAAAUGUUUGAAUGUUUUAUAAAUUCCAGCAAAAAAGUCUUUUCAGAUUUGUUACUAGUUUUUGUUUGUUUUGUUCUCUUACACAACUUGUUGACAAGUUAUCGUUAUCGUGAUAUAUUGUGUAGCUUUGCUGGCCAUUUAUACACACAACUAUAAUUAAUCUGGUUUGAUGUUUCUAGUAUUUCUAAAUCCACUAUUUUGUUGUUUUAAAUAUUUCUAAGUUUGUUAUAAAAAUCUCUA
This is a messenger RNA of Saccoglossus kowalevskii, 1433 nucleotides long. Its product is annotated as carbonic anhydrase 7-like. NCBI's taxonomy places the organism in Eukaryota, Metazoa, Hemichordata, Enteropneusta, Harrimaniidae. The record is from RefSeq and is a predicted model, not a curated record. Gene Ontology annotation, molecular function: zinc ion binding; carbonate dehydratase activity. Gene Ontology annotation, cellular component: plasma membrane.